UCCAAGCCAAGCUGGAGAACCUAGAGCAGGUCCUAAAGCACAUGCGAGAGGCUGCGGAACGGCGGCAACAGCUGGAGCUGGAGCAUGAGCAAGCCUUGGCUGUCCUCAACGCCAAACAGCAGGAGAUCGAGCUGCUGCAGAAGGCCAAGGUGCGGGAGCUGGAGGAGAAAUGCCGGACGCAGAGCGAGCAGUUUAACCUCCUGUCGCGGGAGCUGGAGCGGUUCCGGCAGCAGGCGGGCAAGAUCGACCUCCUCAGCAGCAACUCCCUGGCACCCCCGGGCCUGGCCGGGGCUCCUGGAAAAUCCCUGUCCCAGCUGAUGAAUGGAAUUGCCACUUCCAUAGGCAAAGGUCAUGAAAGCCCUUCUGGGAGUCGCUGUGUGAUUUCAGAGUUUAUCCGGCCCCUUCAGAUAUCUGGAGACAAACCAGAACAAUUGUCUGUCAAACCCACAUUCCUGUCCAAGUCAAGAUCUGGGACCCCAAGAUGCAGAUUUGAUUCAGACAUGGAUAAUGAUCAGAAUUCCAAUACCUCAAAGCAGAGAUAUUCUGGGAAAGUCCACCUUUGCAUUGCCCGGUACAGCUACAACCCCUUUGAUGGACCAAAUGAGAACCCAGAGGCGGAGCUCCCUCUCACGGCAGGAAAAUACCUUUAUGUCUACGGGGACAUGGACGAGGACGGCUUCUACGAAGGAGAACUUCUGGAUGGACAAAGAGGACUGGUCCCUUCGAACUUUGUGGAUUUUGUUCAAGACAACGAGAGCCGGUUGUCAAGCACACUGAGCAGCGAGCAGGAUCAGAACUUCAUCAACCGCUCGGGCCCUCCCCUGGAAGGAGAUCUCUUGGAGAUCAGUCCCCCGAGUCACAUCGACUCCGGCGUGGUCAGCAACGGCGCGGGGACGCUGGAUGUGAACAUUGAUGAGAUUGGAGAAGACAUUGUGCCUUAUCCUAGAAAAAUCACCCUUAUCAAACAACUAGCCAAAAGUGUUAUUGUGGGCUGGGAGCCACCGGUGGUGCCGCCCGGCUGGGGAACCGUCAGCAGCUACAACGUCCUGGUGGACAAGGAGAUCAGGAUGAACGUAGCCCUGGGCAGCAGGACGAAAGCCCUGAUAGAAAAGCUCAACAUCUCCACCUGCACGUACCGGAUAUCCAUCCAGAGCAUCACCAACAAGGGCAACUCCGACGAGCUGCAGUGCACCUUGGUGGUGGGCAAGGACGUCAUCGUAGCCCCCUCCAACCUCAGAGUGGACAACAUCACCCAGAUUUCUGCUGAGCUGUCCUGGCUCCCUACAAACAGUAAUUACAGUCAUGUCAUCUUCCUGAACGAGGAGGAGUUUGACAUUGUCAAGGCUGCUAGCUACAAGUACCAUUUUUUUAAUUUGAAGCCCAAUAUGGCCUACAAGGUGAAGGUCAUGGCAAAGCCCCACCAGAUGCCCUGGCAGCUUCCCCUGGAACAGCGAGAAAAAAAGGAAGCCUUUGUGGAAUUUUCUACAUUGCCAGCAGGUCCUCCAGCUCCACCUCAAGAUGUGUCUGUCCGGGCAGGGUCCACGCCAGGGACCAUCCAGGUGUCCUGGAAGCCCCCGGUGCUGUCGGCGACGGGGACGUCACACGGUGCCAGCGUCACGGGCUACGGUGUCUACGCCAAAGGCCAGCGGGUGGCAGAGGUGAUGUUCCCAGCAGCCGAGAGCACGCCGCUGGAGCUGCGGAUCCUGCGGAGCCUGGACGCCAGGGAAGUGACGGUCCGGACGCUCUCUGCGCAGGGAGACUCGGUGGACUCUUGUGUUGCUGCCAUUCCAUCUGACCUCCUGGUGCCUCCAACCCCUCACCCCAGAACCGCUCCCAAAUCUAAGCCAUUAGCAAGUGCCGGAGCCCCAGAAACCAAAGAAGAACACUUAGGCCCGCAUUUAAAAAGGGAUGAGUCGUGGGAGCAGACUCGUUCGGUGUCCCCUGUCCACGGACACAUGCUGGAGCCACCCAACUUCCACGGCCCACUCCAGGGGAGGAGAUCUCCAUCCCCCAACAGAAUCCUGCCCCAGCCUCAAGGCACUCCAGUCCCCAACACCGUCGCAAAAGCCAUGGCAAGAGAAGCUGCACAAAGAGUGGCAGAGAGCAACAGGAUGGAGAGGAGGAGCGUUUUCAGCGAGCGGAGCAGCGCGGCCCCGUUCUCCGAUGAGGAGGAGGAUGGUUAUGACUCCCCCAAGGUCAAGCGAAGGGGAGCCUCGGUUGAUGAUUUCCUGAAAGGGUCAGAGCUUGGCAAGCAGGCUCACUACUGCCACGGGGAUGAGUACCAGACCGAGAGCAGCCGCGGCUCCGACCUGUCCGACAUCCUGGAGGAGGAUGAGGAGGAGCUCUACUCCGAGAUGCAGCUGGAGGAGGGCGGCCGGCGGCGCCUCAGCCUCACCUCGCACGGAGCGCUCAAGCUUUUAGGUAACCCAGCCUCGGCAGGACGGCAGGACAGGGUGGAGCACGCAGGGCGGAGGUCCCACGGCAGCGCGGUGCCACCGAGGUCUCGGCCCGUCUUGGUCCCCUCCAUUGAUGGCUACGGUGGCCAUGACCAUCUUUCUCCAGAUAUUUAUGAGGAGUCUGAAACAGAUCCUGGCACAGAAGAUCUUUCCACUCGAAUAUUUGUUGCACUUUUUGACUACGAUCCACUGACCAUGUCCCCAAACCCCGAUGCUGCAGAGGAGGAGCUGCCAUUUAAAGAAGGACAGAUCAUUAAGGUUUAUGGGGACAAAGAUGCUGAUGGAUUUUACCGUGGAGAAACCUGUGCAAGAGUUGGCCUUAUCCCCUGUAAUAUGGUCUCUGAGAUACAAGCAGAUGAUGAAGAGAUGAUGGAUCAGCUUCUCAAACAAGGUUUCCUUCCUUUGAACACUCCAAUUGAGAAAAUCGAGCGGGGCCGGCGCAGGCAGCAGCAGCUCAGCACCAGGAGGAUGGUGGCUCUCUACGACUACGACCCCAGGGAGAGCUCCCCGAACGUGGAUGUGGAGGCCGAGCUGACGUUCUGCACCGGGGACAUCAUCACCGUCUUCGGUGAGAUCGAUGAAGAUGGAUUUUAUUAUGGUGAACUCAAUGGACAGAAGGGGCUGGUUCCUUCCAACUUCCUUGAAGAAGUGCCUGAUGAUGUUGAGGUGUUUCUCUCCGACGCACCCUCGCGCUACGUCCACGACACACCCACGCGAUCCAAGGCAAAAAGGAAGAAGAGUGUUCAUUUCACACCUUAA
Messenger RNA from Pseudopodoces humilis (Tibetan ground-tit), 3215 nucleotides. The record is from RefSeq and is a predicted model, not a curated record. Lineage: Eukaryota; Metazoa; Chordata; Aves; Passeriformes; Paridae.